AUGAAUCUCAUGUUGUCAGUCGAGUCUGGGGACAAUGACGCCUUCUACAGGAUACAGCGAGCUGAUCGGGGGAUCGUCUACGUCGCCGUCUUUGGUGAAGACUUUCUUCCCGGGCACGCCCGUAACCACGGCCCCACGGUCCUGGCUGAACUGGAGAAACUGGACGGGUGGAACACGCCCUGGACGACCCUCACGAUCCAUGUGGGCAAGGGAACGACGCGCUGCGACCUCGACAAGACCCCUGUCCCCUCCGUUCCCAAGACGUAUCUUCUCGACGACUACCCCGUCUACCGCUUUGAAAGCCUCCGCCUUGUUCGCAAGCACAAGUCGCGCACCUCCGAGGUCGAGAUCGACGGCAAUGUGUACUUUCUCAAGAUUGCACACUGCCCUGUCACCGCCAAGCUCGUCGGCUAUGUGUACGAGAUACACGCGGACCGCGUCAUUGGCUUCUUGACGGGAAAGCUCGAGGGGCGCGUUCCCAAUCUCGGCGAUCUGGAGGCGUGCAAGACCGCGCUCGAUACCCUUCACCACUACCUGAUCCAUGGCGACCUUGUCAAGUACAACAUUGUGGUAACGCAGCAAGGACCCAAAUUUAUCGAUUUUGAGGAUUCGGUGCUUCAGGGUACAGAUACCUGGAGCAGCAGUGCCCGAGACGCGGAGAGGAAGAUUCUAGAAGCUAAACUAGUCGACGAGUCGGGAGCCGGCCGUCCUUGGUAG
Molecule: messenger RNA, 717 nt
Organism: Sporothrix schenckii 1099-18
Lineage: Eukaryota; Fungi; Ascomycota; Sordariomycetes; Ophiostomatales; Ophiostomataceae
Exons: 2
Coding region: 1-717 (238 amino acids)
Source: RefSeq, a predicted model, not a curated record